Messenger RNA from Benincasa hispida (wax gourd), 2994 nucleotides. RefSeq names its product Tetratricopeptide repeat (TPR)-like superfamily protein. Gene Ontology annotation, biological process: mitochondrion organization; RNA processing. The record is from RefSeq and is a predicted model, not a curated record. NCBI's taxonomy places the organism in Eukaryota, Viridiplantae, Streptophyta, Magnoliopsida, Cucurbitales, Cucurbitaceae. Gene Ontology annotation, molecular function: protein binding; mRNA binding. Gene Ontology annotation, cellular component: mitochondrion.
UGCUGGGCUAAUUUUUCAGUCUCCCUCGCUUCUUCACACAAAGGCCCGAAUGGGAAAAACACCUUUCUGAGAUGUUUAACCGUUCGUCUCUGAGGUUGAUUUGAGACUGGUCGGAAGAUCUUUAACGCAGCUCCGAUUCUCCCUUUUCUCUGAGGUUCGCGACGGGAAAAGAACCAACCCAGAUACAGAAACACCGGACUCGCUCAUAACCAUACCCAGAUUCCAAUUCUUCUACCACUUCAUUGCUCGAAUUGCUAAUAGUGAGUUUUCUUUGCCUUUUCUUUUCUUGGCUCUGGUUUCUUUAGCUGCCUCGGAAUAUGCAUGUUGCCCCAGUACAACUCGAACUCUCUCAUCUCUGCUCUGGUUUUCUCUCAGAACUUUCCACAAACACUUGGAGCUCAUAACUUUCUCCAUAAGAUGUGGAGAGUAUGACCUGAUUUUUGCAGAUUGUUGCUAGCUAGCUAUGUGGGAAGGAAGAAUGAGAUCAAAGUUGUGUGCAUUGUCGCUUCUAGGUCGUACAUUUUUCAGUCGGUCUUCUGUUAAAUCCACCCAACAUGUUGAGCUCGGAGCUCUUACCAGUGCUACCAUGGCUUCUGGUUUUAGUUCAUGGCCUACACGCAUUCAUACUGUCGACACUGCUACUGCAUUGAAUUCCAAUGUUGGGGAUGUCUUCUCAUUUGGCUUUUGUUCUUGUUCCUAUAUUUCUCCAAACUCAAACCGCAAUAUUUUGGACACAACUUCGGAAGAAUCUUGUCAGUAUGCAGCCAAUGAUGAUCAUGUGAGCAGCGAUGACGACAAUGGUCGAGAAGAACAUGAAGAGGAGGACAUGAACAUGAAUGACAAGGGUGUGAUACGAGAUGUGGAUGCCAUUAUGGAUAUAUUUCAUGGGUUCAGGCAAGUAAAUCGUAUUCAAGUGAAAAAUAAGCUUGAGCAUUGCUGUAUUAAGGUCUCAGGAGAGUUAGUAGUAGCAGUACUUUCUCGGAUCCGUAAUGACUGGGAAGCAGCUUUCACUUUUUUUGUUUGGGCUGGUAAGCAGCCUGGCUAUGCCCACUCUGUGCGUGAAUAUCAUUCAAUGAUUUCAAUUCUUGGGAAAAUGAGGAAGUUUGACACGGCAUGGGCCUUGAUCGAUGAGAUGAGAGGAGGGACAACGGGCCCUUCUUUAGUGACACCUCAAACCCUUCUAAUUAUGAUUAGGAAAUACUGUGCUGUUCAUGAAGUUGGUAAAGCUAUAAAUACCUUCCAUGCUCAUAAAAGAUUUGGAUUUAACAUUGGACUAGAGGAAUUUCAAAACCUUCUCUCUGCCCUCUGCCGUUGCAAAAAUGUGAAAGAUGCUGAAUAUUUGCUGUUUUGCAACAAAGAUGUGUUCCCAUUUAACGUAAAGAGUUUCAAUAUUAUCCUCAAUGGAUGGUGUAAUAGAAUUGGCAGUCUUCAUGAUGCCGAGAGAAUUUGGAAGGAGAUGACGCAGAGAGGUAUCAGUCAUGAUGCUGUCUCAUAUGCAAGUUUCAUUUCUUGUUACUCAAAAGCUCGCAACCUUUAUAAGGUGCUCAGGCUUUUUGACGAUAUGAAGCAAAUGAAAAUUGAACCUGAUAGGAAAGUCUACAAUGCAGUCAUUCACGCUCUUGCCAAAGGUAGGCUUUUGAAAGAAGCUAUCAAUCUCAUAAAAACAAUGGAAGAGAAGGGUAUUAUUGCAAAUGUUGUUACUUAUAACUCAGUUAUCAAACCUCUAUGCAAGGCCCGGAAAUUUGAUGAAGCUAGAGCGGUUUUUGAGGAGCUGUUGCAGCGCGGCCUCUGCCCAACGAUUCAGACUUAUCAUGCCUUCUUGAGAUUCCUGAGAACGGAGGAAGAAAUAUUUGAGUUAUUGAAGAAGAUGAGAAAAAUGGGGUGUGAUCCAACUGCUGAAACCUACAUAAUGUUGAUCAGAAAGUUUUGCCGAUGGCGCCAGCUUGAUAACGUUUCCAGAAUAUGGCAUGAAAUGAGUGAAAAUGGAAUUAGUCCUGAUCGCAGCUCUUAUAUUGUCUUAAUACAUGGUCUCUUCUUGAAUGGAAAAUUAGAAGAUGCAUAUAAAUACUAUUUGGAAAUGAAGGAAAAAGAGUUGGUUCCUGAACCAAAGAUAGAUGAGGUACUACAAGCGUGGCUUGCUGGUAAGCCAAUGUUUCAAGAGAAUCCAUCAGAUUGUUCUGGGGAAGGCAAGAACUCCGGAUUGUUCCCCAAAAAAAUUGAUUUUCACCGACAACCUGAGAUUAGAAAGGUUUCAAGAGAUGGUGGUUUUUCAUUUUGGAAGCAGUAGGAUUUUGUAGUAUAUUAUUAUCCCUUCAACCUUGAGGUUCAAAUGGCUUGUUGGGUCCUCGAGUGGAUGACUUCAACCGUUCAUCUGAGGUUCAGUUCAGGUGUCUUUGACCUCUCUCUCCAUCUCGCAGUGAUCCUUUUUCCUUCCAAUACACCAUCAAUGCUUUUAUGUAGUUCAAAGUGCAGAGGACCAUUGCCAACCUAAGUUACACAUAUGUCUCGAUUUAAGAGGCUAGAGAUUCGAAUUUUCAAUAUGAUAUUUUAUUGAAUUCGGAAAAGAAAAAGUGUCGAGGAUCAUUGAUGGUACAAGUCAAAGAUGCAACCUUCAAUUACUUCUCAUCUUAUUUGGUCUCAACUUUGUCAUUAAAAAGUCAUUCCAAAGAGACUCUAAACGAGUCAUUGGCUGCAUACUACUCUCUUGGUGCAGAGGGCCCUAUGGAACAACAAAUUAAUUUGAUUUUUUUUUUCUUGGUACAGUGUUCUUGUUAACAUAAAUCUGCUAGAAUUAUCAUCCAAGGGGAAAGUAGCAUAGUAUCUACUGAAUAAGCAAACUCACCCUAUGGUGCCCUUUAAGAUUAAAGUGAUAUAUGGUCAAUUCGUUUGAUAAACCUUUUAGUUUGUUUGAUUUCACUUUUUUGAUAGCUGUAUCACCGAGCAUGAGCUUUUAACUUACACCGAUAUGCAAUAACGUUUAUAAUUGAAUAUGUA